Messenger RNA from Mirounga angustirostris (Northern elephant seal), 4429 nucleotides. It is a transcript of the gene NBN, whose product is annotated as nibrin. The record is from RefSeq and is a predicted model, not a curated record. Gene Ontology annotation, molecular function: protein binding; damaged DNA binding. Bases 806 to 2752 code for a protein of 648 amino acids. Gene Ontology annotation, biological process: telomere maintenance; double-strand break repair via homologous recombination; mitotic G2 DNA damage checkpoint signaling. Lineage: Eukaryota; Metazoa; Chordata; Mammalia; Carnivora; Phocidae. The transcript is spliced from 16 exons. Gene Ontology annotation, cellular component: nucleus; Mre11 complex.
CCGGGAGCGCGCACGUUCCGGAGCCCUCGCUGAUUGCGGGAGCUGCGGCCGCGCACGUCGGUCAGCUGCGGCUACGCCUUCGCGACUCGGCGGAGGCUCAGAGGACCCGGACCCAUGUGGAAGCUGUUACCCGCCGCGGGCCCUGCCCGAGUGGCAGAUGGUUAUCUCCUGUUAAUUGAUCGCCUACUCAACGUCCUUAUUAGUGGAUAAGCAGCUGUAGCCUAUGCUUGGGUCUUGCCCCCAGGGAGUUUAUUCUGAUCGGCAAAAGAUCUACCUCGAAGCUGAAUUUACGAACGGUGUAUGAAGAGGACCAAACACGUGGUUAGAAAAUAAAGAGUAAAAGACUCUUAAGAUCCAGGCAUCCCUGUGGACUUGGACGGAGCCGAGGUAGAACAUAAGCUGUUGCUGGGAAGCAGGACUCAGUUCCUUUCCAGGAACAGUUGUGGUCUGUGGCUGGCUCUCAGUUCCUGUGGAGAGAGGUAGAUCACAGUGGGAAAACGCUUUUAUCGUCAGUGGCCAGCAUUCUUGACUUCUAGGAGACUGUGACCUCUUUUCAGAAUCUAACGGACACUAUGGGCCCAUUCCUCUAGAAGAAAACUAACCAUUCAGACUUUUGACUGGUGUUGAAUACAUUGUUGGACGGAAAAACUGUGGCAUUCUAAUUGAAGGUGAUCAGUCAAUCAGUCGAAAUCAUGCUGUGUUAACUGCUAACUUUUCUGUAACCAACCUGAGUCAAACAGAUGAGCCUCCUAUAUUGACAAUAAAAGAUAAUUCUAAGUAUGGUACCUUUGUUAAUGAGGAAAAAAUGCAGAAUGGCCUUUCCCAAGCUUUGAAGACAGGGGAUAGAGUUACUUUUGGAGUGUUUGAAAGUAAAUUCACAGUAGAAUAUGAGCCUUUGGUUGCAUGCUCUUCUUGUUUAGAUGUUUCUGGGAAAACUGCUUUAAAUCAAGCUAUAUUGCAACUUGGAGGACUUACUGUGAACAGUUGGACAGAAGAAUGUACUCAUCUUGUCAUGAUAACAGUCAAAGUUACCAUUAAAACAAUAUGCGCACUCAUUUGUGGAUGUCCGAUUGUAAAGCCAGAAUAUUUUACUGAAUUUCUUAAAGCAGUUAAGUCCAAUAAACAACCUCCACAAAUUGAAAGCUUUUACCCACCUAUUGAUGAACCAGCUAUUGGAAAUAAAAACAUUGAUCUGUCAGGACGACAUGAAAGAAAGCAAAUCUUCAAAGGGAAAACGUUUGUAUUUCUAAAUGCCAAACAGCAUAAAAAGUUAAGUUCAGCAGUUGUUUUUGGAGGAGGAGAUGCUAGGUUGAUAACAGAAGAAAAUGAAGAAGAAGAAAGUUUCUUUUCAGUCCCUGGAAUUUGUGUUGUUGAUGUAGGAAUAACAAAUUCACAGACUCUAAUUCCUGACUCUCAGAAAAAAUGGAUUCACUCAAUUAUGGAUAAACUCCAAAGGCAGGGGCUUAGACUUAUUCCUGAAGCAGAAAUUGGACUGGCGGUCAUUUUCAUGACUACAGAGAAUUACUGUGAUCCUCAAGGCCAGCCCAGUACAGCAUUGAAGAUGACUCCAGGGCCAAGCCUUUCCCAAGGCUUAUCAUUCAAUGAAAAGCUAAUGCCAAGUGCCCCCGUGAAUACCACAACAUAUGUAGCUGACACGGAAUCAGAGCAAGCAGAUACAUGUAUGGAUUUUAGUGAAAAACCUAAAGAAAUCAAAAUCUCCAGAGUGGAACAAAAAUUCAGAAUGCCUUCACAAGAAACAUCCACUGUGAAGGAACCCCCCAAAAUAAGCUCUAAUGAUAAAAAUGCAGUAUCAAAUACUCUGGAAAGGAUGAAAAUCCCAGCCUAUCAGCUUUCACCAACUAAAUUCUCAGGUGUAAAUAAAAGUAGAGAUCAGCCUUCUCAGAAGCUGCAGACCAGCUCCAUCAAAAACUACUUUCAGCCUUCUACCAAAAAAAGGGAAAGAGAUGACGAAAAUCAAGAAAUUUCUUCACCCAAAUCAGCAAGAGUAGAAAUGUCUUGUUCUCUUUUGGAACAAACACAACCUUCUACACCCUCAGUAUGGAAAAAUAAGGAGGAGCAUCUAUCUCAGAAUAAGCCUGUGGAAAAGAAACCAGAUAAUUUACUUACAGAUAGAGAUUUAAAAUCCACUGUGAAAAAUUUUGCCAGUGAAUCUCUUCCUACAGAAAAACUAAGAUCAGAAAAAAGAAAAGAAACUGAUGACUUAGCCAUAGAAGAUGAAGUAUUAGAUCAGUUAUUUAAGAACACAAAACCAGAGUUAGAAAUUGGAGUGAAAGUUCAAAAACAAGAGGAAGAUGUCAAUGUUAGAAAAAGGCCAAGAUUGGAUGUAGAAACAAAUGGCACUUUUAAUGAUGAAGCAAUUUUGGAAAGUAACAGAAUAUCUAUCAAAGAUGAACUUCAGGAGGAUGAUGAUAUGCUUCCAAGAAAGGUGUUACUAACUGAAUUUAGAUCACUGGUGGUUAGUAACUCUGCCUCCAGAAAUGCAUCCAGGGUAAAUAGUGAUUAUGGUCAACUAAAGAAUUUCAAGAAAUUCAAAAAGGUCACAUUUCUUGGAGCAGGAAAACUUCCACAUAUCAUUGGAGGAUCAGAUCUAAUAGCUCAUCGUGCUCAGAAGAAUACAGAAUUAGAAGAAUGGUUAAGGCAGGAAAUGGAGGUGCAAAAUCAACAUGCGAAAGAAGAGUCUCUUGCUGAUGAUCUCUUCAGAUACAAUCCUAAUGUAAAAAGGAGACGAUAACUGAGGAUUUUAUAAAGGAGCCACAGAAAAACAUUCCCUCUCAAGCAUUUACAUCAAGUUUCCUCUGGCAUACGUUCAUUAAGUAUAUAGAAGGGAUUUAAAUUACAAAGGUUUUAUGGCCUAAAUUUGUUGAAUAAAAUGCACAAAUUCCAUUUUUUUUGUAUGUGACAGUAUUAUUCAGUUUUCAGUCUUUGUCAUCUCAUCUCUUAUGGUAAUUUUUUCAUUUCUAAAUGUGGCUUUUUACUUACUGAAUAUUUAAUAUAGUCACAGUUCAAAAUUCUAAAAGUAUAAAAGAAUAAGAAAUGAAAAGAUCUCCCUUCCACCACUGGUCUAGCUGUUUGGUUCCCCUCCUCCAAAAAAAGCCAUGAUACUCAUUUCUUAUGAGUCUUUCCAGAGAUUUUUGCUGCCUCUUCAAAUUUCUAUGCAUAUUAUUCUUCCAGUAAUUUCCUACAAAAAUGAUAGCAUAGCAUAGUAUUCUGCACCUUGCUGUUUUUUGCCAAAUAGAUUGGAAGAUCAUACACAUAUCAGAGCAUACAUUUUCCUCCCGUUGUACUGUAGUCUUCCUUGAGCUGACGUGACCCACAUGAAAUGGAUUUCAGGGGUGAAGAUAUCACCCACUUAUUAUUCUAGUACUAGAAAAGACAAUAUGGAAGACUUCAUCAAGCUUGUGGAUAGAUUUUACUAGAAUGGGAAAACUUACUUGGUGGUCUUACUGAGCUGGGUGUGUAUCUCUUGAGCUUCUUAGAGUCCUGGUUUUCCUAUUUGCAAAAUAGAAAUGAUAACAUUGUCUUCUUUGUUAAAGGACUAUGGUAAGAAAAAAAUGUCUUUUUUCAGAUUUUGUAAUAUAGACAACUUUGGCUGUACAUUAGAAUUAUAGUAGACUUUUUAUCAACUCUAACGACUGAUGCAUUAAGUUCUGGGAGGUAGAACAAGCUUUUUAUACUGAUUGAAAUUUUCAUGGUCCCACAUAGGUUCUGCCACCCUAAUGAGCUAAGCAUUUUAUGUUGUUAGAGAUAACCUAGCAUGAAAAAUUAUGUUCAAAGUUAAUACGUACUGUUGCUAGAUCCUCAUGGAAGAUUAUUGAUGUUAAACAUCUCUUCAUUAACUUGGCCAUUUGUAUAUCUUUGGAAAAAAAAGUCUCUUCAGCUCCUCUGCCCGUUUUUUUAAUUGGAUUGUUUGUUUUUUUGCUGUUGAAUUGUAGGAGUUCUUUACAUAUUUUGGAUAUUAACCCCUUAUCAGAUAUAUGAUAUAUGAUAUGCAUAUAUUUUCUCCCAUUCCACAGGUUGCCUUCUUGUUUGGUUGAUUGCUGCCUUUGAUAUGUAGAAGCUUUUUAGUUUGAUGUAGUUCCACUUGUUUAUUUUUUAUUUCGUUGAUUUUGCUUUAGAUGUCAAAUCCAAAGACCCAAUCAUUGUCAUGACUGAUGUCAAGAAGCUUACCUCUCCUAUGUUUUCUUCUAGGAGUUUCAUAGUUUCAGGUCUUACAUUUAAGUCUUUAAUCCAUUUUUAGUUGAUUUUUUCGCACAUGGGACAAGAUAGUGGUCCAGUUUCAUUCUUCUGCAUGUGGCUGUCCAGUUUUCCUGCAACCAUUUAUGAAGAGACUAUCUUUUCCCUGUUGUAUACUCAUGGGUCCUUUGUCAAAAAUUAAUUAACCAUAAAUGUGUGACUUUCUCACCAUAAA